UCUCCCCGCGGAAAGAGAGCGUCGCAGCCUCUCCGGAGACAGUCGUCGAGUCCAGUCCGUGGCGGAAGCAUGACGGAGAGCAGCAGCAGCAAGUCGCCGGACCAGCUGAGCCAGGAAUUGAUCUCGAUUCUGGCCAAACUCGCCGAGUUGGGCUUGAACUCGAGGAUCGAGGCUGUGAAAUUCGGCCGGGUUUACUUUAAACUGAAAAAGUCCAGCUGGAAGAGGAGGGGCUGCUUCGCGAUCGGCUUCCUGCUGGCCGUCUUCCUCGGCUUCGCGGCCAGGAGUCAAUUCCGGAGUUUGCGCUUCGAGAAGUGUCUAAUAGAGCAGCCGUCCUUCGCUCGGCAGCUGUUCCGCCCUGCCGAGGACUGCUCGAUCUGCAAGGACGUGCAACAGGUCGAGAAGAUAUCGAACGUCGAUCCGAGGGACUUUGAGGAACGCUACGCGUACUCGGGUCGACCGGUGGUGGUGACCGACGCGGCUGCCAACUGGACGGCCAUGGAGAGCUUCUCGUUUGCAUUUCUCCGGGAGCUCUACAAGGACCAAGAGGCCAACUGUCAGUUCUUCCCUUACAAGACGGAAUUUCGUAGUCUGCGCGACGUUUUCAACAUGAGCACCAGCCGGGCUUUGAUGCAAGCCGGAAGCAAGCCCUGGUACGUUGGAUGGAGCAACUGCGACGAGGCGAUCGGUAGCGUUCUGCGCAAGCACUACGAUCGACCUUACUUCCUCCCGGUCUUGGCGGAGAGCGAGAAAACCGACUGGAUCUUCAUGGGCAGUCCUGGCUACGGCGCCCCUAUGCACCUCGACGAGGUCGAUUAUACCUCGUGGCAGGCGCAGAUCCGCGGGCAUAAAACCUGGACCCUCGAGCCGCCCCGGGAAUGUCAUUACGUAUGUCGGAGGCUGCAGGUCACCGUCGAUCCCGGCGAGAUAAUCAUUCUGGACACGAACAAGUGGUACCAUCAGACGCUCAUCGUGUCCGAGGACAUCAGCAUCACCAUCGGCGCCGAGUACGACUAAAUACAAAUGUGAUACGACUAAUAUGUCAGCACGAUAAAUAAAACAAAAGUUUAAAAAAAUAA
Nasonia vitripennis (jewel wasp) is the source of this 1076-nucleotide messenger RNA. RefSeq lists its product as uncharacterized. NCBI's taxonomy places the organism in Eukaryota, Metazoa, Arthropoda, Insecta, Hymenoptera, Pteromalidae. The coding region runs from base 70 to 1014 and encodes 314 amino acids. The record is from RefSeq and is a predicted model, not a curated record. The transcript is spliced from 6 exons.